AUGGUGACCUUAAAGACACCAUUAAAGCCUGUCAACGGACACGCGGCAGCGACAACAACAGCAGCAACAGCUGUCGGCGAGAAGAGGUCAAUUGAUACGGUGGAGAAGAAACCCCCCUCUGCAAAGCGUCCGAAGAUCUCAGAAUCCACCGACAAAUCAAGAUGGCGCAUGUUGGACGAAGGGGGCAGACAGACAUGGCAUUAUCUCCAAGACGACGGCGAGGCAGAGAAUUGGCCUCAAUCCGAUGCAGAUAGGUGGUACCUGGGUCUGCCCAUGGACCUGCCAGACCUUCCUGCUGCAAAGACGGCCCUCGAUUCGGUCAAGAACGGCCUUGAAUUCUUCCAACACCUCCAGCUUCCACCGGGGAAUUGGGGCUGUGAAUAUGGCGGGCCAAUGUUCUUGCUACCAGGUUUUGUCAUAGCCUGGUAUGUCACCGAGACUGAAAUCCCGACCCACAUCGCUACAGAGAUGAAGAACUACUUGUUCGCUAGGGCACAUCCCGAUGAUGGAGGUUGGGGUCUGCAUAUCGAGGGCGAGAGCUCCGUCUUUGGGACGGCAAUGAACUACACAGCUUUGCGUAUUCUGGGUGUAAGUGAGGAAGAGCCACGAAUGAUUCGGGCCAGGGGCACCUUACACAAGCUGGGGGGAGCAAGAUGCGGUCCUCACUGGGCGAAGUUCUGGCUCAGUAUCCUGGGAGUUUGCAAGUGGGAGAUAGUCAAUCCGGCGCCACCUGAGUUCUGGCUACUUCCUGAUUGGGUUCCCUUUGCGCCGUGGCGAUGGUGGAUCCAUAUGCGAAUGGUUUACCUUCCCAUGUCAUUUAUAUGGUCCAGACGCUGGACUUUCCCCGAGACAGCUCUUAUACGGGAGCUCAGGCAGGAACUCUUCGCGGAGCCAUACGAAUCUAUCAACUGGGCAGCGAAUCGGGACACCAUAGCCGAGAAGGAUAACUAUCAUCCUAAAUCACUUCUACUGAGAACGGCAAAUUGGAUUCUUGUCAAUGUACACAACCCGCUCACCAGGGUCAACUGGUUGGUUAAGAGAGCGGAAGACUGGGUCUGGAAACUUGUCCAGAUGGAAGACAAGAACACUGAUUAUUCUGACCUUGCGCCUGUCAAUGCGCCCAUGAACUUUCUCGUCUGUUACAUCAAGGAGGGACCAAAGGCCUACUCCGUAGAAAGACACAGGGACCGCCUGGCCGAUUACCUCUGGGUCAACAAGGAAGGUAUGAUGGUGAACGGGACCAAUGGUGUCCAAUGCUGGGAUACUGCGUUCCUAAUUCAGGCUGUAAUGGAUGCUGGCUUGGCUGAAGACCCGAAAUGGAGGCCGAUGCUCACCAAGGCUCUUGAGUUUUUGGAUGACCAGCAAAUGCGUGAGAAUGUGGAUGAUCAAGCCAUAUGCUAUAGACAGCAACGAAAGGGUGGAUGGGCGUUCAGUAACAAAGACCAAGGAUACGCGGUCAGUGACUGCAUUUCCGAGGCUCUGAAGGCCGUACUGCUGCUUCAACGGACGCCAGGAUACCCCACGCUUCUUGAGGACCAGCGAAUCUACGAUGCCAUCGAUACGCUUCUUACUUAUCAGAAUGCUUCCGGCGGCUGUGCAUCCUACGAGCCUACGCGAGGAUCCGAACGUCUAGAGAUGCUCAAUGCCGCUGAAGUCUUUGGCAGAAUCAUGAUUGAGUACGACUACCCAGAAUGCACGACUGCGGUUGUGACAGCUCUCUCACUUUUCACCAAAUACUACCCAGACUACAGGACUGAGGACAUCCGGACCUUCAAGGCUAGAGCAGUUCAAUAUAUCAAAGAUGCUCAGAGUCCUGAUGGAAGUUGGUACGGUAGUUGGGGCAUCUGCUUCACUUACGCAGCGAUGUUUGCACUGGAAAGUUUGGCGAGUAUCGGCGAGAAGUAUGAGAAUAGUGCGUUUUCUCGCGCCGGCUGCGAUUUCCUCGUCUCUAAGCAAAGGGAAGACGGCGGCUGGUCGGAAAGCUAUCGCUCCUGCGAGACAGCAACCUACAUCGAACACCCCACCGGCUCCCAAGUCGUCAUGACAGCCUGGGCCAUCAUCGGCCUCCUAGAAGCCUCCUAUCCGGACCGUGCACCCAUCGAGAGGGGCCUUCGUCUCAUUAUGCGCAGGCAGCAGCCCAACGGGGAGUGGCUGCAAGAAGCCAUCGAGGGCGUCUUCAACAAGAGCUGUAUGAUCUCGUACCCGAACUACAAGUUCAUCUUUCCCAUGAAGGCUCUGGGCAUGUUUGCCAAGAAGUAUGGGGAUGUGGCGUUGCUUUAG
Molecule: messenger RNA, 2280 nt
Organism: Drepanopeziza brunnea f. sp. 'multigermtubi' MB_m1
Lineage: Eukaryota; Fungi; Ascomycota; Leotiomycetes; Helotiales; Drepanopezizaceae
Biological process (GO): ergosterol biosynthetic process; triterpenoid biosynthetic process
Cellular component (GO): lipid droplet
Molecular function (GO): lanosterol synthase activity
Source: RefSeq, a predicted model, not a curated record